AUGACCUUGGCUACAGGACAACUGAAGGGACAGCCUUCCCGCUUUCCCGCUGCGCUUUUCCACGCUGUUGGCGUUGCAUCCUUCAUUUACAGCUUCUACCUUCUUACAACAUGGAAAACAAUCUUUACGGAUGCAUUCGGGUGGUACUUUCAGCUCCUCACUGUCGUCGGCCUCGCUACAUCCCUGCUGGCAUUCACCUUUGGCGUCCUUGCAGACCUUACACUUAGCGAUGUCUUUUUUGACGCCAAGAAUACCAUGUCGAUCCUGGCAACCCCUCUCGAAGUCGUCAUCUCGGUGCUUUACUGGUCGAUAAGAGUAUACGACUCAUCCUUGCUCAUGCCAGGAGCGCUCGACAUCGAUCCUCUGCUCGACAUUGGAUUCCACCUUGCGCCAGCAGUAUUGCUGUCGCUCGACUUUAUCGUUUUGAGUCCGGCUUGGAACAUCACAGCUCGUGGCAUGAUGCCUCUGAGUGUUGCCUUGGCUUUGGUGUAUUGGUGUUGGAUUGAGCUGUGCUUCCAGCGAAAUGGGUGGUAUCCUUACCCACUCUUUGAUCAGUUUUCGGCUAUUGAGCGUAGCUCGAUCUUUGUUCUCUCGGCUGGUCUGCUGACAGCAUCGUCAUCUACUCUUCAAUGGGUUCAUGGAGGGAUACAAGGCUCCGUGCUAAGCCCAAAGAACAAAGCCAAGGUGUAUUGA
Messenger RNA from Fusarium keratoplasticum, 693 nucleotides. RefSeq lists its product as uncharacterized. Lineage: Eukaryota; Fungi; Ascomycota; Sordariomycetes; Hypocreales; Nectriaceae. The coding region runs from base 1 to 693 and encodes 230 amino acids. Gene Ontology annotation, cellular component: membrane; endomembrane system. The record is from RefSeq and is a predicted model, not a curated record. The transcript has 2 exons.